Papilio xuthus (Asian swallowtail) is the source of this 1188-nucleotide messenger RNA. RefSeq lists its product as uncharacterized. The transcript has 7 exons. Gene Ontology annotation, molecular function: RNA binding; zinc ion binding. Bases 153 to 1076 code for a protein of 307 amino acids. Lineage: Eukaryota; Metazoa; Arthropoda; Insecta; Lepidoptera; Papilionidae. The record is from RefSeq and is a predicted model, not a curated record.
CGAAGAGUGUGUAUCGUUAACUAAUUACCCAUAUAGAUGUAUAACUUUGUAUACGUUUGCUAUAAAUGCUGCGUUCUUGUGCGCUCUAGGGCUUAACAUUUUUGUCUGCGUACAGAAAAGUUUCAUAUAUUGUUGAUUUUAGAUAUUUCAAAAUGAGUACUGUUCAGUUUACUUAUGAAGUGGAAGAAAACCGACCUGUGGUCACAUCUGCUGCGGUUACAAACGGCACAGCGUCUGACCAGAUAGUGGAUUCGACACAGAGCAGUGUUUUCUCGCCUUUAGCGCCACCUUUUGAGAGCCGGUUAAACAAUUUACAUCAGACACAAAUGCAGUAUUCUCAUCCAAAUGCUUCAGCUAACAGAGAAUUUGACCAGCCAAUACUGAACAUGCGGACUAACAAUUCUGACGUGCAGUUUGAUGACAUCGGUUCCAGUUCUCACGGCUAUACUUUGAAUGGCAACCCGAUGACCGGUGAUGCGACUUCUGCCGCUCAAAAGAACGUUUGCGGAGAUGUAACUGAUGCACCUGUUGUGAGGAACGAAAACUUCGUCGGUGCUUAUGACUUCUUAAUUAAAAGUAUGACGUCAGCCAACCUGUACGUGUCGAUGCUGAACCCGGAGCAGCUUGCGGUGCUGAGUUCGAUGCGGCCGAGCGUGCUCUACGACUUCUUGCAGGAGGUCGUCAAAGCGUACGGCAACAAGCGCGUCAAGCGACUUCCUAAUGAGUGUGCGUUCUGCAAGAACAACGGUGAGGAGGAAGAGUGCUACAUGUCGCACCCGCUAAAGGAUUUCCGCGGGCGUGUGUUGUGUCCCGUGCUGCGCGCCUUCCGUUGCCCGCGGUGUGGCGCCACCGGUGACCGUGCUCAUACUAUCAAAUACUGCCCGGAAAAUCCCGAAUCUGAACGUUCUGGCGGUUUCCUAUACCGUCGUCGUGUGUCUGGAUCCACUUUCCUGAUGAACGAGGCGGGACGUGCGGCGCAGGCAGCGCCCCCCAUGCCCGCCGCCACUCCAGUCUCUCCUUCUGCCAGCAACAACAACCUACGCUCCUCUAUAUGGUCAAGCUUCGCCAUGAACUGACUGACAACAUUCUAAGACUUAUUCUCGUAUUUAAUAACAUCUUAUAACUUGAUAUAACGGAAUAUUCUUCAUAAUGUUAGGUAUUAUGUUUACAUUUUUCAGCAAUGAAGCU